AUGACACAAAAACCACCUCAUAUCUUGAUCUUCGGCGUCGGCAGUAUCGGUGCCAUCCAUCUGCUUCAAUUGCAGCGAGCCGGGUGUACCACCACUGCGGUGUGCCGAUCCAACUACGAUGCUGUCAAACAGAAAGGGUUUUCGCUGACAAGCGUCCGAUUCGGCAACGUCAACUAUCGCCCCGAUCACGUUGUGCGCACUGUUGAAGAAUGCCCCAAAGACACCGUUUACGAUUAUGUCCUGGUGACUGCGAAAUGCUUCCCGGGUAGUCAGCCGUCGCUCGCUGAUCUGAUCCGACCGGCAGUUGCCGGUCGUCCGGAGACGGCGAUUGUACUCGCGCAGAACGGCAUUGAGAUCGAAAAGGAUGUCGCGGACGCAUUCCCAGAGAAUCCUAUUAUCAGCGGUGUAAUCUACCUGCCUGGCACUCAGACCAGCCCGGGGGUCAUCGACUAUCCCGAGAUGCUGAAUAUGCUGGAGCUGGGAACGUACCCUGCGAAUGCACCGGCUGCGCAUCAGUCCAAGGCCCAAAGAUUAGUGGAUCUGAUGAUCCAAGGCGGCGGGGAAGCGAAAUACCUCGAAGACAUCCAGGUCGCUCGGUUCGCCAAAUUGCUCGUCAACGCGCCGUGGAACCCCAUCUGCGCGCUGAGCCUGUGCACCGAUGGCGACUUCCUGCUCACCUCUGACCCAUUCGCCCACGAGCUGGUCUGGGGUAUCAUGAUGGAGAUUGUCGCACUGGCGAAGAAAGUGGGGAUCCCGGGGGUGGACGAGGCGGCGGCGAAAGCGCGACUGAUAACCGCGACGCGUCGGGCGGAAAUGGGGACAGGGCGCGAUCCGAGCAUGCUGCAAGAUGUGAAAAGUGGCCGUUUAUUUGAGGUCGAAGCGAUUGUUGGGAAUACAGUACGAUUGGCGAGGAAAUGGGGAGUGAGCAUGCCUCGCCUGGAGACGGUGUAUGCGUUGGCAAAGGGGAGAUAUGAGGCCUUGGUCAAUGAGCAACAGAGACGAUAG
This is a messenger RNA of Aspergillus clavatus NRRL 1, 1005 nucleotides long. RefSeq names its product ketopantoate reductase family protein. Gene Ontology annotation, biological process: pantothenate biosynthetic process. The coding region runs from base 1 to 1005 and encodes 334 amino acids. Gene Ontology annotation, cellular component: cytoplasm. Gene Ontology annotation, molecular function: 2-dehydropantoate 2-reductase activity. The transcript has a single exon. The record is from RefSeq and is a predicted model, not a curated record. Lineage: Eukaryota; Fungi; Ascomycota; Eurotiomycetes; Eurotiales; Aspergillaceae.